This is a messenger RNA of Xenopus laevis (African clawed frog), 970 nucleotides long. Its product is annotated as olfactory receptor 51L1. NCBI's taxonomy places the organism in Eukaryota, Metazoa, Chordata, Amphibia, Anura, Pipidae. The record is from RefSeq and is a predicted model, not a curated record. The transcript has a single exon. Bases 10 to 969 code for a protein of 319 amino acids.
AAACUGAAAAUGGAAACCGAGUUCAACACCAGCAAGAACUUUGUGCUCCUUGGCGUUAAAGAGAUGGAAAGUUUUAAAUAUCUUUACUGCUCACUUUUCCUCAUAAUUUACUUCUUCAUUUUGCUGUUUAGCUUCUCGAUCAUCUUUGUGGUGGUGUUUGAUGAAAGCCUUCAUAAGCCCAUGUACACUCUCAUAGCCAGCCUUCUGCUCAACGGCAUAUUUGGGAGUUCGUGUGUCCACCCAAAACUGAUCACUGACUUGUUAUUGUCAUCCAAUGAAAUUUCACAUAUCAACUGUUUCACCCAGGCAUCCUCCGUGACACUUUUUGCCUUCUGUGAAGUCUCCACAUUCACCAUCAUGGCGCAUGACACCUACUUAGCAGUUGGCCACCCUUUAAGAUACCCAACUCUAAUGACAAAUUCAUUGGCUUUGAAAUUAAUCAUGGGAUCUCUGAUCUUCAAUAUCAUCUUACUCUUGCCUAUUUCGUUACUUGCUGCCAGACUCCCAAUUUGUGGGUCUCAUAUCAGUAAUGCAUUUUGUGACAACCCAUCCAUCCUUGUUCUCUCCUGUGUAGAUACAUAUAUCAACAAGUUGUAUGGAAAUGUUACUUUUGUGGGUGAUGUAGUGCUCAUGGUACUACUUGUGUCCCAUUCCUACCUCCGGAUUUUCCUGAUCUGCCUCAAGAUUUCCAAAGACGCCUGUAAGAAAGCCAUUCACACCCUGGUGACCCACCUACUCAAUUUCUCUAUUUUUAUGAUAGGAGCUCUAUUUGUAUUUGUUCGCGUCAGACUAGAGAACAUUAACCUCCCAAUUGUCUACCAUAUACUUCUAUCUAUAAUUAGCUUAAUAUUUCCACCGCUUCUCACCCCUGUAAUAUAUGGAAUAAGGAUGGAAACACUAAAAAUGAAACUCAUUCAUCACUUCCAGCAGGGUGUACAGUAUUUACGAUCUCCUGAGCAUGAUUACUAAG